UCGGACUCUUUCAAAGAUGGCGCUCGCUAGUGUGUUGAACAGUGAUUAUGCGGAUUUUUCAAAGGAUGAUUUUUCUUUUGGUUGUGGCCUUGGAGUGAAAGGUGUCAGCUUAGAUGCUACAACAAGCGACGACCUCUCAUUUUCUGUGAGAAACCCUCUGUGUGCUGUCGACGAGGACGACGUCGAGAAGAAAAUAGAGUUCCUGCACGGGACAACAACGUUAGCAUUCAAAUUCCAGCAUGGCGUUAUUGUUGCAGUGGACUCUCGUGCAACAGCGGGCUCCUAUAUUGCCUCACAGACGGUCAAGAAAGUCAUUGAAAUAAACCCUUACCUGCUGGGUACUAUGGCGGGUGGAGCUGCCGACUGCAGCUUCUGGGAACGGCUGUUGGCUCGUCAGUGCCGUAUCUAUGAGCUACGCAACAAGGAGCGCAUCUCAGUGGCUGCUGCUUCCAAACUGUUGGCCAACAUGGUGUACCAGUACAAGGGCAUGGGCCUUAGCAUGGGAACCAUGGUGUGUGGAUGGGACAAGAGAGGACCAGGGCUGUACUACGUCGACUCCGAGGGGAACCGCGUGUGCGGCGACCUGUUUGCCGUGGGUUCCGGCUCCAUGUACGCUUAUGGCGUCAUGGACAGCGGCCUGCGGCAGGACCUGUCGGUGGAGGAGGCCUGCGAGCUGGGCCGGCGUGCCAUCUACCAGGCCACCUACCGUGAUGCCUACAGCGGAGGGCAGGUCAACCUGUAUCAUGUCCACAGUGAAGGCUGGACUCGGGUGUCGCAGGAUGACGUUCUGGUGCUGCACCAGAAGUACAAAGAUCAGGCGUAGUUGGAGGAGGUUCGCCGUAACUGAAAGCGCUUAAUUUUUGUAGCGAUCCACAUUCAAAUAAAGGACUCUUCUGUUACUGCUGUGGUCUCCUGCAGUGCCAUUGAAUUCUCACACCAGGUUUUUGAAAGAUGGCUGUUCAUAUUUGUAUGAUGUGGAGUGGACGAUGAAUUUCUUCCUGAAUGUCGUGCAAAGUACUUAUUCCUCAAUAAAACCCUCUGAUGUUC
Molecule: messenger RNA, 1047 nt
Organism: Synchiropus splendidus (mandarinfish)
Lineage: Eukaryota; Metazoa; Chordata; Actinopteri; Syngnathiformes; Callionymidae
Gene: psmb5
Product: proteasome 20S subunit beta 5
Exons: 3
Coding region: 17-823 (268 amino acids)
Cellular component (GO): proteasome core complex
Molecular function (GO): threonine-type endopeptidase activity
Source: RefSeq, a predicted model, not a curated record